This is a messenger RNA of Neoarius graeffei (lesser salmon catfish), 6256 nucleotides long. It is a transcript of the gene cmtm6, whose product is annotated as CKLF-like MARVEL transmembrane domain containing 6. NCBI's taxonomy places the organism in Eukaryota, Metazoa, Chordata, Actinopteri, Siluriformes, Ariidae. Gene Ontology annotation, cellular component: membrane. The transcript is spliced from 5 exons. The record is from RefSeq and is a predicted model, not a curated record. The coding region runs from base 89 to 661 and encodes 190 amino acids.
GAGAGAGAGACAGGCAAGACUCGGCGCUGAAUCUUUGGAAGUUUUCCCUCAUCACCCUCACCGGCUCCUCCAUCACCUCCCCCGCAAGAUGGCCAACUCAGACGCGGUGUAUAACACCACGACCACAGAAGCACCAGAGACGAGAUCGAGUCGAUGUUUCUUCAUACCCAAUUCCAACCUGGACUGCAAAAGAUUUUUUGUAAAAGUCGCAGAAGUGCUCCUGUCCUUCGUGGCGUUCGUCCUGGAGGAAGUGGUGAACAGUUGCUCUUCCUGCAGCGAGCUGUACUUCUUUGAGUUUGUCAGCUGUACAGCCUUCCUCUUCACACUCCUCCUCCUCAUCCUCCUCUCCACACCGCUGCACCAGAAAGUCGGCAUCAACUGCUGGCCCAAACUGGAUUUCGUGUACACGGCUCUGAUCUUCGUCUUUCUAAUCAUUGCCUCCAUCGCGUUCGCGGCGAACAACAGCGGCUUGGGAGUGGAGAAAGCCACUGUGGCUUUCGGCUUCUUCGCCUCCUUCGCCUUCCUCACAGAUGUGAUCAUCUUCUACAAGACGAAUGGUUUCCCAUUUUCUGGCAGAAAUAACGAGGUCCCGGUGCGUUCGCCUGAACCGGUGCCUGAGACCGAGAAACUAAAUGUCAACGGUACCAACGGUACCAACUGAUCCAGUGAGAAAAUCCCUGUUUCCUGUCGAACAUCGACCCGAUCCUGAAUUCACCUUUAAACUUUAAACCUGCUCCAUUGCCGAACUGACCCCGUUUAAUUUAUACAGCUUUUUAUUUUAUUCCUGUUUCCCGUCACAUUAAUUCAGAUUUUUCACGUGAAAUUGAAGCGGUUUAUAAUAUUUGAGUUUUAUUCCUCAGCAGAGGAAACGAGCAUAACGUUUCUCACGAGCGUGAUGGUUCAGGAAGUAAAAUUUCAAUAAAUUGUCAUUUUCAAGUUGCAUUUAAGAAAAAUCUUUGUACUGAGAUUUGAAAAUCCGUGCCUUUUAGCGCGAGUGUGACGACUGAUCCGAGAUAAUCAGCAGCACAGAGUGGUGAGUGUGAACGCUCGCGGUCCCCUCAGUACACACACACACACGGGACGGAAAUAAACACCCCUUCUUUUAGAGGAGGGUCACGUACGUGUGUGUGUGUUAAUCCUCUGCUGAUGAUUUUCAUUCCUUUUUAUUUGGCUCGAGUGUAGGGAUGAUGUGACCGUAUCAUGCUAACAUGCUAAUCCUUCUCUAUGCUUUUAUUUAACAGCAGGCUUCACAUUAAUCAGGGUUAAAUUCCACGGCGUGUGAACACGAUAUCAUCACCAGCACAAAUAUUUAUUCAUCUGACAACAUGCACUAGUUUUAUUUCUCUUUAAUAACACACAGACUCCUUAACGUUGGCUAUUUUUUUUUUACUCCAGACACAAAAAUAAAUGAACGUUUUUCUAGGAUGCUUUCUAGAUUUUUUAUCUUUUUAAAAACCACCUCCUUAAACUGUUGUGUGAGACGCUUUUGAGUACGUCAGUGUGUUGAGUGAGUAAUGGUGUUGGACUUUAACCCCUAUACACGGCUUUUUAAAGUGCAUGUCUGGAGUAUUAGGAGUCGAUUUUUAAACCGGACAUGAAAAGGACGAGUUUGAAUUUUUCCUCGAGUGUGUUUGUUCUGCUUCUUGUACAAGAUCCUAGAAACCGCUGUGGAUUUCCUGCGUUCACACUCGCGUGUGACGAAGCAGCGGGUGACUGUUCAUCUUCUCCGUAUCUGUGGGACACAAAACCAAAGUUUCAGCAGCGAGUGGCCUUUAAACUGCGAGUUUCUCAAUUCUAUUCUGAUUCUAUUCAGUGCUGUAAAGAAGCGACGAACCUAAACGAUCAUCUGGAGAUCGUUGAUUCAGGCUUGUACCUCAUACACUUUGAUUGCUUUGCUAAUCUGGUAAUUCACUCGACAGGCCACACCCACAACGCCAGACAAACUACACGCUCCAGAGGUGUUAGUUAGUGUGAACAGGUUCAGAGUUCUGUUUUUGGUGAAUCGGAUCAUUUGAUUCAGAGUCGACUCUUUUGGUGCUCGAGUGAUUCAUUACCACGACUCAUUUUUAUCCCCUGCUGGCCGAAAGGGCCGAAAGGUGAUUAUGUCGUGGCGAUGUCCGUCCAUUUGUCCGUCCGUCCCGGGAAGGGUGCUCACCUGCUGAAAUCAACUCCUCUCUCAGUUUUUGAAGGAAUUUCACCAAACUUGGCAGAAUUCUUUGUUAGAUGUCUGUAAUACUUGUAUUGUAAUUUCAUUAAAUUGGGUGACAUUUAAUCAGAGUUAUGAUUUGCCGAGUUGCCAGCAGGGGAUGUUGUGCUCUCAGAGCACUCUUGUUCUAAUCCAGACAAACUUUGCGAUAUUUAUUUUAACCCCGACUCUUCUUCUUCUUUUCCUGACUGUGGCUGGAAACGUUUCCUGAACUCUUCCUCAACCGUCUAAUUCCCGGAAUAAGAUGAGUUCAUUUUGCUGAAUGACACAAACUGAAACCACAGAAUCUUUCUCUCUCAAAAGACGUUUUGGUUUGAAGGACAGCGUCAGCAUUACAGCGUUAUCACUUCCUGUCAUGGACACACUUUCAGCGAGUGUAUCACGGAGCAGAAGUUUUCUGUAGUAAAAACUCGGCUGAAGUGAAUUCCCUGCUGUUUAUUUCCUCUCAAGUUUUUAGCUGCAGCGUUUUGCAGUUACCCAAUCUGAACACGGACGUUUAAGUUAUUCCCCGAAAUCGAGUCGUACGUGAGCCGAUAGGUGACGAGGCGCGCAGCACCGAGAUUGAGUGGAAUAACUGUUUUAUUCUAUCCACAUUCACUGGAUUUUGAGAAACACAGCAUUUUUAUUUUUUCAAAUAAAAACUUUAUACAGAACGUCCAACAAAAUUGUUUCUGUUUAGAAAGUAAACAAACUGGCAAAAUGACAGGAGCAAUUUGUGAAAAAUGCGAUAAUUUUUGAACAAUAAAAAAGGAGAUGUUCUUACCACCAAAUACUUUUAUUCCAUAUUUUUUUACUUUUUUUUUUGUAUUUUUUGGGGUUUUGUUUUUGAGUAGAGUUUUUAUUUCAUCCUCGGUUGCUUCAGCAACACGCCGCCAUUUUGUUUUUCUCUACUCACGGUAUAUGAGCUGAUAUCCUCGUAGAGUAGCCAGUCAGAGCGCGCGAUUGCUCAUAUCCAGUGAAUGUGGAUUAGAAUAAUUGGGAUAUAUUUUGGAGAUGUUAAUGAGGCCUGUGUUAUUGAUUCUCUUUACAUUUUUGCUCUUUUUCUUUCUCUCAAGUCCAUCAUGAUGACGGCUAACUCCGUUAUUGAGCCGAUAAAUGAAAAAUGACUGAAACAGUCUUUAAAGCAGAUACGCAGAACCUUUAUUUUUAAAUAAAUUUCUGAGUGGAUAGUAUCUCCAUCCUGGACUCUUGUGUGCUGCAUAAAUGGGAAUAAAAAUAUAUAUUUUUGAGAGUUAAAAUCGAGCGCAAAGUUGUGAUUGGCGCUGCCCCGCUGAGCCAGCCAGCCCUGAGUGCGUGACGUCACAGCGGGAACCGGUUUUAAGGCCGAGGCCUUUUACAGCUAUAGACCAAAGUCGUAUAAAUAAAGAUUUAUGGAGAAAGUAAGAAAUAGCGUUACCGACUCGCUCAACUAAGACUGAUUUGACUUCACUGAUUGUGGGUUGACUCUCAUUAAAACAGGAUGGGUGCUAUAACUUAUGCAACACACAUGUACAUGCAUGCAUUUUCACUGAUAAAACGUAAAAGGCUCAUUAAAUAAUCAGACAAACUGAGACAAUCACAUUCUGAAGUAAAUUAAGUAAUCUUAUACCGCUAACUUAAACACACAAUACAAGUUACAUGGAUUAAUCUAAAUGCAGGGAAACAAAAAGUGUUGCUUUUUGUUGUUGUUUUUUUAUCCAAAUGAGAGUCGGAGCUUACCCGUCUGUGUUCUCGCUUCUUGAAGGCCGAUCUUGUGGCCGACUGUUUUGAAACAAUCUGACUUUCAGUUCUCCGUUCAUUCGCUUCUUCCACAUAAGGGUGAGAUGGCAGCAAUAUCUAGUUUAGAAAUCAGACGGCUGCUCCACUUAUUCUCCAUUUUCUCCAUACUGAGUACUCCACCAUUACUGCUCAACUCAGGCAAUUACUAAAACCCGGGACGGGACGGAACGUCACUGGUUUUAACAACAACUGCAGGGAGGUCACUGCCCGAGCGAUGUGUCCCGUCCUGUUCCGUCCCGGGUUUUGCCAACAACCCUCGGCUCACUCUGGGAGGACUGGUGCAACUGAACUUACUUUCCUUUAAAAAAAAAAAAAUAAAUAAAUACUUUCCUGCCCUGUGAUGACCUGGCGACUUGUCCAGGGUGAACCCCGCCUUUCGCCCGUAGUCAGCUGGGAUAGGAUCCAGCUCGCCUGCGACCCUGUAGAACAGGAUAAAGCGGCUACAGAUAAUGAGAUGAGAUGAGAUUAAUACUUUCCUUUUCUUGUAGUUUUAGUUUCCUUUAAUUGUUGGUACUGCGCCCUCUUUCAAUCCGGGCUUAUAGCCAACGCUCCUCAACAGAUCAGAGGUCUCGUACGAGUCUUCAGUAAAAUGUGCAGAGCAGAGGAGAGACCACUUCGUAGGUGCCCAAUGUGCCCGUGAACUUCUCACAAAACGCAUCCAAAUCUUUACAGUUUGAACAUUCUUGGGCCGUGAAUGCAACGUAAAUCCACCUUCUGUCGUGUUGCUGCACCGGCCAGCAACACAUCUACGUGGCAUGGCGAUAAAUUAGCUCUAAAUGGAGGAUCGGAGUUGCAGUCAGCUCUGUGUUUUAGUCUAGCGGAAAUGGCGAUGAGGCCGAUAGACUUCCUGCUGUGACGUUACGGACGUCAAGGUCAUUCACUCAGACCGCUACCUAUAUAAAUCACUUUAAUUGUAAAAAUUACUAUAUUAGAUUUAUUGUUAAUGCUUAAAACUACUCCUGUGCCAUUCUUGAGUCUUCAGUAGAAUGGCGUUUAUAAAUGAAAGUGAGGCCAUGCCUCUGCAUAUCUGAUUUUAAGAUGUUUCAGCAGGGAUUCGAGUAGUUUGGGUUAUAAACAGCUCUGGAACUGAAUCCAAAGAUCCACCAAAGACGAUUCAAUUCUCCAAAAUGACAAACCAAAGUGCAAAAGUGUAAAAAUCCUGAAUUAGAGAUCAUCUUGGCUUUGCAUUCGCGUAGCAAAGGACGAGCCACUGAUGUAGCUCUGGGUUUGUCCGCUGUGGGCGUGGCCUUUAUUAUCGACAAUCAUGUACGUUUAUAUAUAAAUAUAAAUCCAUGUUUCUGUAUUGCAAGUAUUUUAAAAUGUAGAUUAGUUUUGUACAAAAACUUAAUUUUGCAGUUUUCUCUGUGUUUUGUGUGGGUUAAGGAGACGUGAAGUGAGAACUGGACAGAUGUGUGAUUAGUCAGAGGAACUGCAUUACAGCUAAUUUGCAUAAAAUAAUUUAAAGUGAACAUUUUCAGUUCGUCUGAUCUCCGUGUCAUUUUGCGAAACUGUUUGUGUGUAAUUCCGAGUGUGUUUUUACUGCAGAGUGAUUUGGGUGCUGUUUCUCCUUCCUGUGGUUCUGAUGAGUGUGUGUGAGUGAAACAGCUGGUUCAGGUGCAUAAAGGUGUUCAUAUUCCUUAGAGAGACGGUGUGUGUGUGUGUGUGUGUGUGUGCGCGCGCGCGCUCGCUUUCUCGUUCCCUCGAUUCCACAAAUGAUUUGGUUCGGUGUAAUUCUGAUGUAAUUCAGUUUCUUUCUUUUUUUUUUUAAAUACAGAGAGAAAAUACAAAUAGUUUAGAAGAGAUAUAAUCAGAGUGUGUGUGUGUGUGUGUGUGUGUGUGUGUGUGUGUGGUCAGCCACUUGUUAAAUGCCCGACCUCACAAAUGGACUGCAAUUCUGUCAGCUUGCACGAGCACCUUCUGAUUUUUCUGGCAAUUUCCAGGUUAGUUAAUUAAACAAACAAACAUGAUUUUAAAUAAAUGUAAAUUACCAUGUGUGCGUAAUAAGUUUAGACGACGCUUAACACUUUAUUUAAAAUCAUUAUUAUUAUUAGUAGUAGUAAUCCUGUUUGAGAGCACACACACACACACACACGAUUCAUUACCAAACGUUUGAGGUUAAAAUAAACGACUUUCCACUUUCUCCAUCACACUUGUGUUCAUUCCUGUUUAAUCUUUACUCAGUAAUUAAUAAUUGUCUUAAUUUUUUUUCCUGUGUGAACGUUAAACCUGUGUAAUUUUUUCCCUGAAUUGCAUUUUAUAAGAUAAUCAUUCAAUAAAGUACAAGGGAACACA